Molecule: messenger RNA, 7759 nt
Organism: Cydia pomonella (codling moth)
Lineage: Eukaryota; Metazoa; Arthropoda; Insecta; Lepidoptera; Tortricidae
Gene: Fife
Product: regulating synaptic membrane exocytosis protein 1
Exons: 21
Coding region: 1282-4062 (926 amino acids)
Biological process (GO): calcium ion-regulated exocytosis of neurotransmitter; regulation of synaptic plasticity; regulation of membrane potential
Cellular component (GO): presynaptic membrane; cytoskeleton of presynaptic active zone
Molecular function (GO): transmembrane transporter binding; small GTPase binding
Source: RefSeq, a predicted model, not a curated record
AUGCCCUUACCGGGAUUCGAACCCAGGACCAUCGAAUUCAUAGGCAGGGUCACAACCCACUAGGCCAGACCGGUCGUCAAAAUCCAAUUAAUUAACAUGAUUCACAUAGAUAUAAUUUUUUAACUUAAUUUAGACUUAUAAACGAAUCGAAUACUAUGGAUGUGUGUCCAUUGGUUUCCAUAUGGAUAGAUGUUAUUUCAGUAAUUAGAAAAAGGGCAAGUAAGAUGAGGAUGGUAAUGACAUGAUGUCUAAAUCACGCUGAUAGCCGAGUAACGACUGUGACAUAGCAGUAACGCGCGAUCUGUCUCAUGGUUUCAUUCGACUUUGCAGGUUUAAAGGGUUAAAGGAUGGAGGUUUAUUCAUGUGAAAUUGCCAUUGGUUUAUUUUAAAUAUAAUAGGCAGGUACGGUACAUGUCAUUACCAGUUUUAAUCACUUAUUUAAAUUAAGCACUUACUUAAUUUCCUCAAAACACCUACCUACAUUUUUAAUCCAUUUAGUAAAUUCAUCUCCUGAAUAAAAAUAUUUCUAUCUCUACCGCGUAUCUAUCGUUUAUUCUCCGUGGUAAACUAAAUUCAGAUCAGUUACAGGAAUCGUGUCAAGCCGUUUGGAAAUAAUAUAUCGCUUUGAUUUGACAUAUUUACCUGACAGGAGAUGACGUUGGUAUGUAGGUGAGAAGGAUGCUGCGAAGUGAAGAGCGGUAUCGGUGAGUGCGGGCGGGGUUGUUCGGGCGGCGCGGGGCGGCCGGCGCGGGCGAAGCGCGCAGGGCGGCGCGGUAGCGAGGCAGGGCGCGAGGCGGUCGGCGGGUGGCACGUAACAAGUGAAGCGGGCCCGGGAGCAACAGUCUGCCGGAGCCCGGCCACGCGGCCUGACACACCACAACAAGUGUCGAGCCCCGGCUUCGGUCGCUCGCGUAAGUAACGGACCUAAUUGCUCCUUCGCACACCUGGGGCGCGCGGAACCCGUCGACUCGCGCGACACCACCGCUGCACCGCUCGGCGCGCCGUCGCCGCCGCUCCGCUCUAUAGUUGCCACAUUCUCCAGCUGACUUUGAUAACUUUCAGACAACAUAUCAUCGAGCUCGAUAGUGCCAAACUGUGAAGUGCGUGAUAUUAACAUAAAGUUCUAUGGUAUAUUGUUAAAUAGUUAUAGCUGCCUACGGUUUAUAAGAUGUCGUGUUUUGGAGGUAGCGUGCUAAUUCCCGACUGAGGGCGGUACAGUGUGUAGUUCAGUGUAGUGCAGUGAUGUAAGUUUUAAGCGAACAGUGCAGAGAGGAAGCCACCAUGCUGCCUACAAAUGUUAUGUCCUUUAUGAAAAAGAUGGUGGCGACGGAGGACACGGCAAACACGGUGCCGGGACAGAUCGAGGCGCCCGGCACCUUCGGCAAGCUGCGGCAGACACUUUCCUCCAGCCUGCUUACGGCGCAGGACAAAGUUACAACAAAACUGGGCCCGCGGCAGGCCGAACCCGUAGCAGAACCGGCGCCCGCGCCGCCACCCGCGCAACCACCGCCUGCGCCCGCGGUUAAAACUGAACGGGAAGCGGGUAAGGCGCCGUCGCGGGCGGGCGCGUGCCGCGUGUGCCUAAAGGCGCUAAAGCCUGGCGAAGUGUUCCACACGUGCAACGGAUGUCAGCACCGCGUGUGUGAGGACUGCUCUUCGUACUCCAAGCCGGCGGAGAACGAGGAGGCGAACUCAUGGCGAUGCUCUGUAUGCCGGCGUAAAGCUGCCCCGCGACUACCACCCGCAGCGCAAGACAGUACGGAUUCACUUCUUGAUGUGCCUGUGCUGGAUUCCCUACAACGGCGUCAUUCGGAAGCUCGGUUAGGCGGUGGCACCUCCAGUACCGGCCUCGCACCGCCACGCUCGCCCGAACUACGCCGACACUCUGAUGUCUCACCCGCCUCCCUAAAAGAACUAGAAAAGUUAAAGGGCGGCGGCACGGCGACGCCAGCGAACGAGUCGCGGCGGCCCAGCACGGUGACUCCGGCGCGGCGGCGCUCGGUGCGCGUGCCCGCCGCACGCCAGCGCAGCGUCGACGAUGACAAGCAGGACUCGCCUGCGCACGCACCUGCGCUCGUCGCGCCGCCACCGAUGUCUAGGAGAGCUUCAGCAGUGGAUGUGGUCGGCGGUGCGGGAGCAGGAUCGCGUCGCGGCUCCUACCGUACAGAAGACACAUCUGAAUCGACGCCUUCGAUAGCCGGACUCGCCGUUGAUGAAGACCGGCCCAUCAGGCGCCGCGGUAGCCAGCUCCCAGACAUAGCCGCACUUCAACAAAGGACGGGGGCGCUCAGUGCAAUGUCUGCCCUAGCUCGCACUGGGGACCCCUGCGAAGCCCCGGGCCCCUCGGCUGCAGCCCUAGCCGCCGCCGCUGCAGCCGCGCGGCAAAUGUCGGUUGACGCGGAGGCGAUCAAGAUCGUCAUACACGACGUCGAUGACCGCUCGCCACGACGAGUCUCGCUGCGUCGCGAUCCUAAUGACAAAAGAUCACGUGGUUUUGGCAUGCGCGUCGUGGGUGGCAAGCCGGACGCCAGUGGUCGCCGGGAGGCCGUCAUAGUGUGGACUGUGCCGGGCGGACCCGCCGACGUAGCCGGCUUACAACAGGGUGACAAGGUCUUGGAAUGGGGUGGAGUGCCGUUGACGGAGCGCAGUUUCGAAGAAGUGUGCUCUGUCCUGGAGCGCGGCGGAGACAACGUAGAGCUCCUGGUGGAGCCCGCGCCGCCUCAGGACGACGCGGCCACGCCUGCCACGCACUCCAGCCAACACCAUCAUGCUCUAUAUGAACCGGAUACCGACAAAUCACCAUCGUCGCCGACCCGAAGGAAAUUGCCGAAAACCCCGGAGCAGGAGAGGGCCGAGAGAGCCCGCGAGCGGCCCGCGGCGCGCGCGCAGCUGCAAGUGUGGUUCGAGAGCGAGAUGCGCAAGCUGGUGGUGGUGCUCAUCGCGGCCGACGACCUGCCGCCUCGCGACCACACGCUCGGAUACGGAGACGAGCCUGAAGCAUUCGCCAGAAUAAGGCUUUUGCCAUCACUCGAGAGCUGCCCACCGGUUGAAACAGACCCCGCAUCCGCAUCAUGUAGUCCAGUCUGGAACGCCACCCUGGGUUUCGGCGGUUUGACUGCUGAUCUCCUGGCAGGUCGAGCUCUGGAGCUCACCCUGUGGGAUGCCUGCCCUGGAAUUGAUCCAGUACUUAUUGGAGAAUGCACUAUGGAUUUGGAAAAAGCGUUUGCGGAAGAACGUGCAGUAUGGUGGACGCUGGAGGAGCGCGGCGGGACGCGGUCGGCCAACGCCUCCCCGCGGGGCUCUCUCACAGGUGCGCGAGCGCUCCGACGCGGUGACUUUGCCUCGCAACGCUCUUGUUCAGAUGAUGUGGAUUCCAUCGGAGAGUGCGCGUCUUUGCUCCAUCCCGACCACGCGUGGGUGGGUGGCUCCAGACGUGGCUCAUCACAGUCAGAAACCUUAGAAGUUGAGGUUUACCAGCUUGGAAAGGACUUCUCACGCUCUUUACCUGGAUCUCGACGGUCAUCAUUCCAACAGCAGGAGAAAGACGGUGCUGCGGGCACGGAUAGCGGCGCCGGGCCGUCGCGGCGCAGCGAGCGGCGGCGCUCGUCGUGCAUCCGCCGCGACCCCGACGACAUCCUGCGCUCGCUGCGUGCCGUCAAGGGGGAACUCGGCCGCACGCUUUCCCUCUCCGGGUCCACCGCCCGGCGCACGGCGACGGGGCGCAAGGGCAGCAUGUGGGCAGCGGUGCCGGCGGCCUGCGAGGCGCUGGGCGACGACGAGGACUCGGUGCCGCUCGGCCCGGGCCAGAUGCCGCCUCGGAACGCCUCGCUGCCGCCGCUGCACGCGGAGAUCAACAUCAGCAUGAUCAUGAUUAAAGGACAGCUUGAGCUUGAGAUCUCGCACGCACGGCGAGUGUAUGGCGUGAACGGCGAGGUGCCAGACUCAUACGUCAAAUGCUACCUCCGCGAUGGCGACAAGUGGCUUCACAAACGCAAAACACGAGUAGUUCGGCGCACCACCGAGCCGCACUUCAAACAGACGCUUAAAUAUCAGGCAAGUUAGGCUCUGGGGCGCACAUUGGUGGUGAUGCUCUGGCAGCGAUGCGGCGGAUUCGAGCACAACCUAGCCCUCGGUGGAGCGGAGAUCACGCUCGACAAGCUCACGCUGCCGCAGCGCACGUACGGCUGGUACCCGCUGUUCCCCGCCACGUCGCUCGCGGCCGACGAGUCGCCCGACUGAUCCCGGGAGCCGUCGCCGGAGCGCCGCGACGACGGGCGCCUCCCCGGCGACGGCUCACAAUAACUCGUGCUCGGCCUCCUUGCCGCGUGACGGCGACCGGUGACAUGCUUGGAACCAUAUCAACUGAGAUACAAAGGAUCAUGUAAAUACCGCGUCAUAACAAAAUGCCAUAAUCAUGAUUUUUAUUCUAUAAUCAUAAAUUCAACAGCCACGAAUAAAAGCUGAUGCACUCUCAAUGUAAUGUCCCAAGCAACGCUGAUUGUAGUCCUUGUCUCCAUGUACGAGUAACUAUAACAUCGUGAGGUAAUUGUGUAACGCCCAAAUUUCCACAAGUGCUGCCCUAAACAGACUUUAAUAUGUGUUAGUUAUUAGUAAUACGCAAUGUAAAUAAUUUAAAUUGGUGUAAUAUUGUCUCAAUCAUGCUGCCUAUGGCGAGAAACAUAUAAAACUAUGCGCGAAUUUCUUCGUGUAUUACUUAUUGGAUUGUGUAAAACAUGAAAGCAAAAUGUAUCACUUCCAUGUUUUCAACGAUUUAUUUAUCGGCUCACUUAUAGAUACUUGGAUUAACAUUCCGAUGGUAUUCGCCCGAUGAUUUUACAAACGGGAUAUCAAUUUUCUGCGACUGUCUGACUGAUGUGAACAGAGCUCACUCAUACAGCGACGUUGCCGUGGAAUUAGUAGUAAUAACAAAAGGAGCUUAUAUUGGAUUGCUUCUACUCUUAAAUUAUGCGUAAUAUUUGUAGCAAUUUUAUAUGUUACGUGUUUGUAUUGACAUUAUAGUCUUAUAUCGUAAACUUAUAGACAUUGCGUAAGUAGUUGAAUGUUAUACUGUUUACCAACCAACACUAUAUUAUGUAGUAUGGACCCUGGAAGCCAUUGUAACUGUAGGAAUGUUACAGUCAUAAGUAUACUCUAUUUUUAUUAGUACCUACAUAUCUACAAAUAUUUUCACUUUUCAAAAUUUCAUAAGACUAUAUAGGUAAAUACGUUACUUUUUAUCAGAUAAUUUAUUUUGUUAAAUGUUUUACGUGCCCAUAAAAUACAUAAUCAAACAUUACUGAAAACUUAUUUUGAACAAAUAUUAAAUUAAGACUCAAAAAUAAAUGUGGUAUUUAUUGUAAUUUACUUCCAGUUCAAUGAUACAAUCACAUGUUUUACGUUCAUUUUCAUCAACAUGCUGUUAACUAGGAAAACUUUAGACAACAUUUUUCAUCUAGGUAUUAGUACCGUAUAAUAUCUUGUAAAUAACUCGUCUCUGAUAACCCCAACUUCGACACUUUGCCUUAUACGAUAAAUAAAUUUCUAACGUUACUCUAGUGGUUAAGCGCAUCUAGGUACUAUUCUUCCAAGGUUGUGCUUUAGUGAAUUUUCCCUAAUACAUUAUAUACCUCCAAAUCGGUCUUACGACAUUUUCUAAUCUAUCUACUCAAUUGUAAGAGCUUGGUCCCAUCCCAUCAAAUAAUAUGCCCAAGCUGUAAAUAUGUAGAAAUCCAUGCAUGUUCAGUAUAAAACUUUUAUCAAAAUUGUCUACCUACGCACAACUACUCUCGUGAUAACAUAUUAGAUACCAUUAAGCAAUUCCAAUCGAAUAAAUCCCAAUUGAUAAAGAAAAAUACGGUUUACUGUCUGUACUGUGCGACCUAACUGCAUUUAAAUUAUCAAUAACUUUGUUACCUAGUUAAAGAUAAAAAGACUUGUAGAGAAAAAAGUGAGAGAAUAAUUAAAAAAGCAUUGCUAUGGUGCACAAUUCGUAGCAUGAGAACUUGAUAUCAAAUGGAGAUCUAGCUAAAUUUAUUCACUUAUAAAAUCACAGAUCAGAUUAAAGAAACCUUACUUCUGAAACUUAGAAAUUUUAGAUCAGAUUAAAUAUUUAUGAAAUAAUUAACUAUCGUUCAAAGUGCAUAUCUAAGAAUGUAAAUUUAUAAUGUAAAAUGUCUUGUCAAAAUCUGUGUUCUUCCAGUGCUGUACUAGCUUAGUGGCUCGCUGACAAUAUAUCGAAUACUGCGAGUACUCCUAAAGUAAAGCAUCUCUAGCUUAGCGUGCCCUAUUCUAGACUUCUCUAGUCCACGUUUUGCCUACACAAAUUAGAUACUAUUUAUUACACAUUACUGUAGUUAUUGAUUUAUCACGGUUGUACAUUUUCUAAGAGAGAGAAAUAUUGAAUAGCUAAAACGAUCCUUUACUAGAUUAGAUAUAAUUAAAAUAAUAUUUCUAAAGAUAUAUCUAUACCUAACAAAAAGCCUGAAUCCAGAGGCCAGAUUUGUCAUACGUUGAAUUUCUCAUAACGACAUUAUCAAAGUACAUUAUAAUGUGCAAUGCACCUACAUGACGGGUCGAUGCGUAGCAAAUUGCUGAAAUCCACGAAAGAUGAGAUUCGGAUCUGAUUUGAUUUUUUUUUAAUACCACGUCUGUGGCAAACACGCAUACGGCCCGCCUGAUGGUAAGCAGUCACCGUAGCCUAUGAACGCCUGCAACUCCAGAUGUGUUAUAUUCGCGUUGCCGACCCUGAGAUUUUGAGGACUUAGGAAAUGUUUAUAUGCGACAACACAUUGUAUAGGUAUGUAUCAAAAUUAAAAUUGAACAAGUUAUAAUUCUCUGUUCUUUGUCAAACUACUUAAUAAUUAGGUAGCUUUUCAUUCCAAUUCAUUCAAUAUGAACCUUUUUAUUAUAAGUUCAUGCGUUUUGUAGAUACAUCUAUUGCUCCUCUAAUUAUACAGUACUAAAACGCGCUGUGGUUGAAAUAUAACAUAUACAUAUUGAUUGUUUGUUAAUAUUUUAUUAUGUCUAGAUAAUAAAUUAUAUAUUUACUUAAAAAUAAUAUUAAAUCGUAUCCGAUACAGUCGGCUACGAACAAACCACUUACGCUUACUAUCUUGAUAUUUUAGUAUAACAAAAAAAUAUUUGAUAUAAGAAAGAGUUGUAAAAAGACAUAUUAUCUAACAUUGUGCCUCGAAACGCCCCGAUACCGAAGAAUGCCGUUUGUUUUUAUCAUCCUGGCCCGUACACAGUACCAAUGUAUAAUUUCCUUUCGCCCUAGUGAUAUGCACGUGGUCCACUACCUUUAAUGUCUGUAUCGCUCUUCAAUGUGAUAUGGUAUCGGAUAUCAUGCUGAUCACUUGUCUGUAUUUAGGUGUACGAACUUUCUUACUUCAUGUGUCGUAUUGUUUCUUCCUAGAUGCAAAUUGGUCAUUUCUACAGCCGCUAUCUUGAUGAAAACUAAACAAACUGAAAAUAUUAUACAUAAAUGUUUCGAGUCGAUUAACGGGCAUCUUUUUAAAUAAUGGAACAAAUUUUGAUAUGUUGAAAUACUUGUAUAUUAGUCGGGUAAAUAAUGCAUUAACACAUGUUCAUAGAACGGUUACUUGUUACUACAUAUCGUGUUCAGUGUUGAUCAAGGAAGCGGAAUAGAAAUUCUACAAAUUACUAGUACCUACUACUACGUAACAAAUAUGUGUGUCAAAGUAUAUUAUAUUAAAUAAAUGUGAUAACAAAUGAGUUUAUUAUAGCGAUAUAAAUAUGA